CUUUGUAGUCGACGCAACGUCGAGAAAAUCCAACGAGUUCUGUAUAUCUUCUUUUAUUCGGGAUACUGAACAAGAAUAUACAGCGCAAUUGACGUGCUUUUAUGCAGCGGAAUCUGCUGUUGAAUGACUCCUUGCCAACGGGCACACGGCCAUAUAAUUUCGUGAUAUUGUUAACAGCGACAUCGUUUCGUGGUCGAGCAAAUGGAAUGUCUGCGAAGAAUAAACAACCAUAAGUCGUCCUUAAUGGAUAGGACAAAAUGCAUAAUUUAUGUUCAAUUCGUCUUUCCACUACGUAAUUUUAAAUUAGAUAUGAUUGGUUAAUAUUUGAUGUAAAAUCGAAUUUAAAAUUCAUGCGUCAAUAAUUUAAAAAAAAUGUGUCAUUAAUAU
This is a messenger RNA of Phyllotreta striolata, 387 nucleotides long. Lineage: Eukaryota; Metazoa; Arthropoda; Insecta; Coleoptera; Chrysomelidae. The record is from the annotation of a GenBank genome assembly.